GGUAACACCAAAACGAAAACGUCGCAAACACAAAGCGCAGGGGGAAAACAGAAAGAACGACGAAAAACAGAGGCAACAAAAGCAGAAGCAGGAAAGCGCAGUGGAUUUUAGAAGUGAAUAUCUGCACAGGAUGAACAACGGAUUUAGCACCGGCGAGGAGGACAGUCGCGGGCACACGGACCAAACGUGCUGCCUGAUCGACGACAUGGAGCGGUGUCGCAACCAAGCCGGCUACGCCAGCUACUCGAAGCGAAUCCAGAAAACGGUCGCCCAGAAGCGACUCAAGCUGAGCAGCGAUCCGGCGGCGCAGCAUAUCUACAUUUGUGACCACCACAAGGAGCGCAUCCAGUCGGUGCGCACCAAGCGGCGCCGCAAGGACAGCGAGGACGACAGCAACGAAACGGACACGGACCUGCACGAGUUCCCCGAUCUUUACCAGCUGGGCGUUAGCACGCUGCGCCGCUACAAGCGGCACUUCAAGGUCCAGACGAGGCAAGGCAUGAAGCGGGCACAGCUGGCGGAUACCAUUAUGAAGCACUUCAAGACAAUACCCAUUAAGGAGAAGGAGAUCAUCACGUUCUUCGUUUACAUGGUGAAGAUGGGCUCGAAUAAACUGGACCAAAAGAACGGCCUUGGCAACGACACCACCUGAAGGCGCGUCGGUGGGCGAAGGGAGGAGGAGGACGCCGACGAUGUCUACUCCUUCUAACGCUUGCCAGCCGCCAAUAAACACUUCUCACACGUUGUUGCUGCAUUUGCUGCACGUCGGCAUUGUUCACCCGAAUAAGGAAAAACGAAAAUACUGAUAGCGAAAUAUCCCUCUCAUCUAUAACACCAAGAACCUACACCACCACUGCCCAAAAUCCUUUCCUCAACUCUACGGAAUGCAACAAAAACAAAAAACGUUAAAAGAACGCAAAAAAAAAAAAAGUAAGGAAAAAGGCAACUGGUGCUCCCAAAAAUAGUUUAAAGCGAUGAAAAGUAAUCUUAACCUUAAGGAAAACAAAAUUUACAAAACUGAUUUUAGCCUUGGUCCGUUGUUAAUAGCUCUUUAUACACACAUUACAUUAAAUAAACUAUGUAAAUUUACAAGAGAAUUAACAGAAAACACACCACACUGAAUCAAAUAGCAAUUCGUAUUCUUAGGCCUAGGCUGGCGUCGCGAAUGUUGUUCAUUUAAUCGUUUGUAUUAUAAAUCAAGUUAAGUGGGGGAUGGCUAGACAACAAUAAACAAAACAAAAACAGAAACUCCAAUAAACCUUUAACGAAUCGAAGCACAACUACAAUAACGAAGAAUGAAAAAGAAACCGACACAUUAUUGCUGUAAGAGAACCACUUGCAAUAUUUAAACUUAAACAUCGUCUCGUUAGCCCCGGCGGGUUGGAUUUAUAUUUAGAGCUCUAGUUUAAGCCUAACUAAGAUGAACAUCGGUUCCAUCAAUUGGAAUUCCGCAUUAAACGAUUUCUGUUAAAGCCUAGACUGAUUUUUAGCCAUAUAUUUAAGCCUAAAUAAAACUUAAUAGAAAGCAUUUUCACUCAA
Molecule: messenger RNA, 1539 nt
Organism: Drosophila ficusphila
Lineage: Eukaryota; Metazoa; Arthropoda; Insecta; Diptera; Drosophilidae
Gene: Sap30
Product: histone deacetylase complex subunit SAP30 homolog
Exons: 2
Coding region: 131-652 (173 amino acids)
Biological process (GO): regulation of DNA-templated transcription
Cellular component (GO): histone deacetylase complex
Molecular function (GO): transcription coregulator activity; protein binding
Source: RefSeq, a predicted model, not a curated record